UAUUUACAAAGCUUCUCAGAGUAGGAGUACUGAGCAAGGGUUGAGCAAGGGUUGGUUUUCCCUCUUAGAUCAUAGCGAAUAAGCUUACUAAGGAAACACUGAAAAUGAUGAAGAGGACGGCUACUGGCUGGCUGGUCUUGCUGGGCUACGUGUGUCUGGCUCAAGAAGAGGAGGUCUUGGGUUCUGUGGUGAACAUCUACACUGAACUGAAGGAGCUUAGGUCUUUGGUGGGAGAGCUGAGUACUAAGCUCCAUACAGCAGAAGCAGACCUGAAAGAGCAGAGAGCUAUGGUGGAUAAACUGAAUAAAGAGAGAGAAGAGCAACCCAAGGUAGCCUUCUCAGCAGCCUUGCUGUCAUCUGAAAGUAAACACCAUGGGCCCAUCGACGCAGAGACUAACCUCAUUUUCGGAAAAGUCCUCACCAACAUUGGCAGUGCAUACAACCCAAUCACAGGUGUCUUCACAGCGCCAGUGAGAGGGGUCUACUACUUCAGAUUUUCUGGAAAUGGCUUUGCAGGCCAUGACAUGGGUCUGAGCAUAUUCAAGGAUGGCCAAAGGAUGAUGUCUGUGUAUGAAUACCAAUCCAGUGGAGAACAGAAUGACCAUGCGUCCAAUGGAGUCACACUGCAGUUGGAGAAGGGAGAAGUGGUCUACAUGCGUCUCUGGAUCAACACAUGGGUCUUCAUCGAUGGGCGAUAUGACUACUGCUCCUUCAGUGGGUUCCUGCUCUUUCCUAUGUGAAGCAGACAGCACAAUGUCACAAUGUGAGUGAAGACAUUCUCUGGUACUCUGGUUAGAGUACCAGAGAAUCAUCUUUUCACCAUUGGUCAUAUCAUCCUAGUACAAUGUCAAUUCUAAAAACACAUCAAGCACAGGAGUAUAAGCAGAGUUUACAGCAUGAACAGGACUAUAGGUUGAUGUUUAAAAUGCUAAACAGGUGUUAAAGAUUACAACAUGUUUAGAUAACUGGCUAGACUAACUUACCAAUACAAAAAUGUGCUAAUUGAGUGACUUUCAGUGACUGACAAAACAAGAGAUAAACUGCUGAUGCACAAUCAAAUUUCGAACUUGCACCUUCUGUAUUUUACUAUUCUAACUUUCAACAGUAAUUUGAGACCCUGACUGAGUAAUAAAAAAAAUAACACAAUAAUUAAAAUAAUAAUAAUAACAUUUAUUAUUAUUAUUAUUAUUUAUUUUUGUCGGGGGCCCCCUAGCGGCUGCUUAUGUUGCUUACGCCUGGAGAAUGUAUAAUGUAAUAAAAAUAAGUCCGAAUUUUAUCAACAAUAAAAACAUAUCAAUCCGUA
Salmo salar (Atlantic salmon) is the source of this 1303-nucleotide messenger RNA. Its product is annotated as complement C1q-like protein 2. Gene Ontology annotation, molecular function: protein binding. NCBI's taxonomy places the organism in Eukaryota, Metazoa, Chordata, Actinopteri, Salmoniformes, Salmonidae. The record is from RefSeq and is a predicted model, not a curated record.